AUGCAGCUCGUGCAGCCGCCUGUGACGACAGACGUCAACUUGGACGGCUUGCCAGAUGUGGUGGCUGUGGCGCACUAUGCCGGUCGCUUGCUGUAUUGGCCCAACCUGGGCAACAUGGAGUUUGGUCCGGGCGUGGAGCUGUACUGGGUGAACAACAAGCUGGGCUCGGUUGCGGUGGGCGACUUUAACAACGACGGCUUGGAAGAUCUGGUUGUCGGGACGCGGAGCAUUCCGAUCAAACUGUUGGUUCAUCUUCCUGCUCCUGCCGUCACAUACGCUGCGCCCGUCGAUAUCUCGGUCACGACUGCUCCCCAGUUCCAGGGCAUCACGGUGUAUGACAUGAACGGCGACGGAGUGAUGGACGUGAUGGUCUCCAUUUCCGGAGCGCCAUGGGGAUGGAUUCUGCUCAUGAACGACGGGACGGGCUUGUUCACUGAGACGGUGUUUUCGCAGAGGCAACCGUACUACGGCGUCUCUGCUGCAGAUUACAAUGGUGACGGAUUUGUCGACGUGGUGGCCCCAGCAUUGCCCGGGGCAACGUGGAACAUCUUGUACAACGACGGCAGCAACACGUCGUUCACAGCAAGCCCGAUCGCCACGUCUGUUUAUCUAGACACGCUUCGCGAUGGCAGGGUGACCGGGGCCCGUGGUCAGCAGCCACCGGAUUUCAACGGCGACGGCCUCCCUGACAUAGCAUUCAUGCACGUCGUGGCCUUUAACGACGGCGCAGGAGGGUUUACCUACGGCGAGCCGUUCAAAGCUGUCGAGUAUCAAUACGGAACGUACGCCGACAUCGAUCUCGACGGCGACCUCGACAUCCUCCAGCGCUUCAGUUCUGGCUCGGGCGGUGUCCACCUCUACCGCAACCACGGGAACGGCACGUUCGCCGACCCGGAACUCGUCAUGUCGUGGGCGGUUCUUCGGCACAUGCACACUGUGGAUCUCGACUUGGACGGCGACCUCGAUCUCGUGUUUACCGGCGACCCGGGCGGAGGAAGCAGCGACUCGAUCGGGGUGAUGGAGAACCGAGAAGGGGUCUUCCGCACGACAUGCGUUGACCCGGCCGGCGAUUGCCUCGGCGGCGUCGACGACAUCAAGCCGCUCGAGCUUGCCAACAUCACGUACACGGGUUGUCCGUCGACGCACGUGGCGACGCCCAUCCUGCCGAGGGGCGCCCCACUUGUGGUCACGACCGACCCCGGGUACGGCAGGGGCGCUAGGGCGACGAUUGACUGCGGCCACACCGGCGUUCUCUUCUCGGCGGUCGCCACGGCGGCUCUCCGGCUAGAGGGCAUCGAUCUUCUUCGCAUGUCUUCCUCCUUUGCCGCUGUCCCACAGCCGGGGCUGCUGGUCGCCUCAGCCGGCUCCAUGCACUUGCACAAUGUCUCGAUCGCAGACUCGACGACCCAGCUGACCUUUGCUGGCACUGAUCUCCUCUCAAGCACAGUGUGCGGCGGCGCCGUCCUUGUCUCGGGCCCCUCCAAACUCACUGUCACCGACUCGACGUUUGCGCGCAACACGGCAUCCGCGUCUGGCGGGGCCGUCUGUCUCGCACCUCAACUUGGCGUGCCCGGGACACCGACGUUCGACACGUAUCGGACGCUGUUUGAUGGCAACGCCUCGCCUGCGGGGGCGGGCGGUCACGUCGCCGUGGUGGUGGCAAGCAACGAGCGCGGCGCGGUCGCACGACUGCAUGAUUGCGAGAUGGUGGGUGGGCGCGCCAACUUUGGCGGCGCGGCCGCCGUGUAUGUGGACACGAUUCUUGUGUCAGGCUCAUCCGACGCCGCCGAUCUCACGCCCGAGCCAUCUGCGGCGGCCGCCUCUCUUGCUGCCGCAUCCCACAGCCCAGGUCUCAUCAUUGAUGCCGCUACGCGUGUGGGCAACGACCACGCGGCCACAUUCGGCGAUCUUUUCUUUGCCUGCUCGGCGGUCGUCACGCUGGACGCUUCCGUGAGCGGGACGUGGGACGCAUCCGAGCCACCGGUGUUUAUUUGCAUUCCCGCGUCCGGCGUCGCGCCUGUGCCGGGUUGGGUGAAGGGCACGGGCGUGACAGGUGUGCUCGCGUCCGGCUGGUCGCCGCCUGCGGUCGCGGUUGUGGAUGAUGCCGCGACGUCCAUCAUGGCUGGCGGCAGCCUGAAAGUGGUCGUACGGGUGGAGAGCGUGUUUGGCCUCCCGUACACACUCCCCUCGACGCUCGUCGGCGUGGACAUCGACACGCUGGCGCCGGCUGAGUGCGCUGCCGUUAUAGCGCGGCGCAUUACCGAUUCGAUCGUGGGCGCGAGCGGGACACCGCUGGCCAUCACUGUCUCGGCGUUCAACGCCUCGUGCUUGGGCCAUGUGCACCGGAUGCGGGCUGGCGUGGUGACGGCGCUUGCGGCGCCGUUCAUGUUUGCGACGCACGGGCCGCUCUCGACCUCAUUCGACGUCGUCCUCGCACCCUGCGCAGCUGGCUUUGGUCCGGCGUCGAUCGAGCCAUUCGGAUGCUCGCCGUGCGCCAAAGGUACGUACACCGAUGGUUCGUUUGACGGUACCGAGUCGUGUCUCCUCUUUCCGGCCUGUCCGGCAAACACAGUGCGUGGCGAAGCACCUGAGUCACAGGCCUCGACACCGCCGACCUGCUAUUGCGUGCCCGGGACGUACUCGCCGACGCUAGCAGCCGAUACCACAUGUAUCCCGUGCCCGAUCGGGGCGGCGUGCGACGGCGGGCUAGCCCGUCCGCGCUCGCUUCCGGGGUGGAUCGACAUCAGCAACACGACAGGUCGCGUUGUCCAGAUCGAGGCGUGCCCGAGGCCCUCGUCGUGCGCCGGUGACUCCAACUGCUUCCCGGGCGCCACGGGGUUCAUGUGCACGGCGUGCGCCUCCGGCUACUACACACACUCGAACGGAGCGUGUGCCAAGUGUACGGACGGAAUGGUAACGAUGUUUUGGAUCUUCAUCACGAUCGCGUUUGUGGGCGUGAUAGCUGCUGUCGUCGGCGCCGUCUUGGCGGCGUCGUCGUCGAUGGCACCUGCGGUGGUGGUCGGAAGCGAGGAGGCGUGGGCGCGGUCGCGGGUUCUCGCAGUGGUGGCACAGACGGCGUUGGUGUGGCCCACGCCCAUGCGCGAGACGCUCGAGUCGCUGGCAAUGCUCAACUUUUCGCUCGCUUACGUCGGCGGCGAGUGCGUGCUCCUCUCGUUCACCACAACGUACAAGUUUACGGUUGUGGCACCCGGUGCCCUGAUCGUGCUCACAGCAUUGGUGGCGCCGCUACUCAAGCUCUGCACAUCGCGCGUGCCGUCGGUGGGCCUUGUGGUCGAGCGCGUGGUGUUCUCGGCAGGUCCGGUUCUCUACAUCGCGUCCUCGCACGCCGCACUCCAGCUCUUUGACUGCUCGCGGCUGCCGACAGGCGACUAUGUGCUCGACGCCGACCUCGGCUUCAAGUGCUUUACGCCGCAGUGGCUGGCGCUGCUUCCGUGGGCGCUCGUGGCCGUUUUCGUGUACGUCGUGGGCCUGCCUGCAUUCAUGGCGCUCUCGCUGUACCGUGCGCGACAUCGCCUCGCCAGUCCGGACGUGCGAGCUCGUUACGGGCUACUGUACCGCCUCUACAAGCCCGUAUUCUACCAGUUUGAGGUGCUUCUUCUAUUCAAGCGGCUGGCAAUUGUGAUGGCGGUCAUGUUCUUCUCGCGCAUCGUCGUAUGGCUGAUGACAACACUCGUCGGUGUCUUUUCAGUCUUUGCCGCUGUCCAGCUCAAGUACGCGCCGUUUGUCGCCGACGUCUAUAACGUGCUCGAGACGCGCCUCAACGUAGCCCUUCUCAUCAUCCUCAGCAUCGGCGCUGCGUUUUGGGCAAACGACUUUCCUGACGACGGCUCGUACGCCACCUUUGCCGUCCUCGGCAUGGCUGUCAUAGUUGUCUCGUUUGUUCUCAUUCUCCACGUCGCGCUCCGCGAACUCGCCUGGUCCCGUCGUCACUCGUUCCGCGCCGUGGCUGAAGCCGACGCGAGACACAAGCCCGACUCGCCUUCUACAACUUUCGAGCUUGUAGAGUGGAGUGGGGCCAGCUCCACGUCGCCUUUUUCCGAUUCGCCGCAGCCGCUUCCCGACCAAUCAUCGUCGUCUUCAUACUCGGCAUCCUCGUCCUCACUCGCAUCAUGUUCGGUCCAAACAGCCGACCGCACCCUCCCGGCCUCACGCGGUGCCACCCGCCGCGCGUCGAGUACCGCGUACGGCCGCUCAGGCCGUCGCUCUGUUGCUGUAGUGUCCGAUCGCUCAUAG
Thecamonas trahens ATCC 50062 is the source of this 4254-nucleotide messenger RNA. RefSeq lists its product as uncharacterized. NCBI's taxonomy places the organism in Eukaryota, Apusomonadida, Apusomonadidae. The transcript has 3 exons. The coding region runs from base 1 to 4254 and encodes 1417 amino acids. The record is from RefSeq and is a predicted model, not a curated record.